CGCAUCUCUGCGCGUUUUGUGUUCUUUGUUUGUGUCUGUCCCGUCUGUUUGCGCCUGUGGGACUGGCACUUUUAGCAGCAGCUGUGACGUAUUCGUCUCUUGGAGUAGCACACUCUUCCACUCCCUCCUGCCUCCUUCCCCAGACCUGGUGUGACUGUCACCCCCUCCACCGGUGGACUAUGCCCACCUCAGUCAGCUGAGGGAGGGGGCUCUGCUCAGGUUGCUGCUCAGGCUCCCAUCUGGAGAAAGCUUGGGCUGAAAUCAAAGUGGAGGCGGAUAGGUUAUUGCUGAAGAUGCAAGCUUCAACUGUCUCACCUGUGAGCAACACUACAACACCUUCAAACACAACCACUGUCACCAAGUCCAAAGAACAAAUACUCAUCCAGAGUUCUGGGGCGAUGAUCGCUGUCAUCGUCAUAGGUAUUAUCAUCAUUCUCGCCAUUCUACUGAUUAUCCUGAAGACAUACAACAGGCGGACACAUGUAUCCCGAGUCCUGGGAGCCAACGGGGGCUCCAAACCUCGCCCGAAGAUGUCACAAUCCACAGUUCAGAGCAGCAUGCCACUGAGCAACAUGGGAGUCAACUCUGUGACGGGCAGCAUCACCAACUCAAACCCAGAGAACGGCUUCCAGCCUCCCGGAGUGGAACUGAACAGCAUGGAGGGAAACCAAAUAGAGCAGUUCAGCACCACCAGUGGAUCCACUGUGGUCACCAUGCAUGACCCUCCAUCAUUAGGAAACACAUAGCAACAAGACUGCGGUUUAGUCUCACAACAGGCAUUGACUGAUAUGUUGUCUUCAUCCGUGACCACAUGCUGCGCGCUGACUGAAUCCUGUGGAAACUCAAUCCGUGACGUUAGUGUUGUCACCGUCAAUCUCCACCCACUGAGCCACUGCCACUGACGACAUGGAUAACAAGACAAAAAUAUACAUUAUGAACAAAACUGGACCAUAAACAGACACAAUGGACUGCAUGAAGGAUGGGACUAAAACUGAAGCUUUCUUGUGAAGAAUUGUUUUUGGCUACAGUCAGUGUUCAGAGUAUAGAUGCCAUAAGUUCCUGUACUCCUGCAGAUGUUCCAUCAUGACUAUUACAAUGAAGAAAAUGUGUAGUAAAGACUGUAAAGGCUUGACAUUGUUGGUCUUACGUGUGUACAUUUCUGUAUUAAAGAGGACCAUAUAGGUUCAUGAGUAGAAUUAGUAUAAACGUUAGAAGAGACAAAGACAGUAUGAAGUAUGAUAGUGGUUACCAGUAUGAUUUAUUUGUUAAUAUUGCUUUAAUCUAGUUUACCUUGCAUCAUACUAUCUUUGUCUUCUGCACAUACAUCCGCUCAGAUUAUUUUUUGAUUAAAAAAUAUCUAUAAAAUGUCUUAUUUUUACCCUGUAGAGUUAAGAGACCACAGAGAUAUUUGGUGAAAUAUCUUGUUGUCAGCCUAAUGCGCUGAUCCUUUUUUAGUUUGACACCAAAAGAUUUUGCACUUUAUUUUCGUUGCUUUCUGUAUUUGUAUUGUUUGUGGUUCUUUAAAUGAAAUGAGAUUAAAAUAAAAAUUUAAAGUUUCUAAAUGUUCCUGGCCUGAUUGUUAGAAUUUAGUGUUAUUUACACAGAGAAAAAAGCAUGGUAUGAAAAUUGGGAAGGAAAUUUGAAAUAAUGACAAAAAGAAAGAAGAAGAAAAGAAAAGAAGAAAAGUUGUGAGGUGUAGGGGGACACCUAAGCUCAAAUGUGUCUAUCUGUUCUAACAAAUGCUAAUUCAUAGGACUGCUGUCAAAUUAAACCUGGAGUGUCAUGUAAUUGAAAUCACACAACUCCACACAUGUGAUGCCAUAGACUAGGGUGGGGAAAUUUUCCAACAGGAAGUACUUGCUGUGAAGUCCAGUCAAAGGUCAGUGACAAAGGAUUUAGAGUAAUUUAAUGACAAGUAUAUAAAUCUGACAUAAAUGAGGCAAUGUUGCCAAUUGUCAUCAGAUUGUGUUCAUGAUACAUUCAUGCCUCAAAAUAUGGUAUUUUUCAAAUUUCAGUCAAUAUUUCAUUGUCCCACUUCAGAAAAUGUGGUCUGAAAUAUGGGACAGCGUGGUUUUACUAAUGUGGGACAGUCAUAUAAGCUCUGUAAUUGGUGAAAUAUGCAUUUAGGCACAUUAAAUGUGCAAUACUAAUAGUUAUGCAGGGGUCUUAGUCUUGUAAUGCUUAUUUUUAGUUAUUUUAGGCAGAUUACAAAUUAUAUUAUUACUAAUAUUCAUAUAUAAUACAUAAUACUAUUUGUAACAGCAAAUAUAUUGUAAUUAAUUAAUUGAUGAAACAUGGGUAUGCACUUUGGCCAUGAGUAUUAUUGAUCAGCCUCCCAGUGAGUGUCCCAGAUUUCAGCCUGAACUGUCCCACAUUAGGAAAGCCACAUAAUCUGGGACAAUUUGGAACAAAGAAAACUUUCAUAUUUAUAUUUACCAUUU
Messenger RNA from Thunnus maccoyii (southern bluefin tuna), 2441 nucleotides. It is a transcript of the gene ncmap, whose product is annotated as non-compact myelin associated protein. NCBI's taxonomy places the organism in Eukaryota, Metazoa, Chordata, Actinopteri, Scombriformes, Scombridae. Gene Ontology annotation, cellular component: Schmidt-Lanterman incisure; paranode region of axon; plasma membrane. Bases 294 to 746 code for a protein of 150 amino acids. Gene Ontology annotation, biological process: regulation of myelination. The transcript has 4 exons. Gene Ontology annotation, molecular function: structural constituent of myelin sheath. The record is from RefSeq and is a predicted model, not a curated record.